This is a messenger RNA of Amaranthus tricolor (Joseph's coat), 5067 nucleotides long. RefSeq lists its product as uncharacterized. Bases 434 to 4432 code for a protein of 1332 amino acids. The transcript is spliced from 22 exons. The record is from RefSeq and is a predicted model, not a curated record. NCBI's taxonomy places the organism in Eukaryota, Viridiplantae, Streptophyta, Magnoliopsida, Caryophyllales, Amaranthaceae.
AAAAUAAAAAAUAAAAAAACAAUGAAGAGAAAACUUAUUUCUUCAUCUUCAAUUUCUCUCUCCAGAAUCUCCUCUUCCUUCACAUAGUUAACUUCAGAGAGCAUCACUUACGCAGAUUUCAUAACAUUUCUAGGGUUUCAUUUUUCCCGAUGCUCGUUAAUUUUAUUCCAUUCCUCCUCCAUUUUUAAUCUAAUCUACACUUUAGUUAAUUCCAUCGAAACUUAAAGUUCGUCAAUUUUAAUGAGAAAAUUUAUCGAGUUUGCUCGAUUCGAUUUCUCUCUAUCACCGUAGUAAUGACGAUUUUUACUGUUUUGAUGGUUUUAGUUUCUCUCUUCUACUUCUUCAACCCUAACUUUGGGUACUCAAUCGAAAUUGAAUCGAGUUUACUAGCUUAAUUUAAAUAAUAAUAAUAGUCACCUUUUCAUUUACUGUAAUGUCGGAUUUUCGUUUUUUGGUGAUUUUUCCGAUUCUACUAUUUUUGUUCUUAAGUCCUGAACUUUUAUGUUCAAUUUCUUUGGAUGAUGAGGUUGAUGAUGAGCCUAUUUUAAUGUUGUUUCAUCAUGAUUAUUCGCCGCCGUCGCCACCACCACCACCGCCGCAUCCUCCGACUGUAUCGUGUGAAGGAGAUCUAGAAGGAGUUGGUCAUUUGGAUACUACAUGUCAAAUUGUGUCGGAUUUAAAUCUUACUGAUAGUGUAUAUGUACAAGGGACGGGCAAUUUUUUCAUCCUCCCUAAUGUAAAGGUGGAUUGUUCUGCAAUACCUGGAUGUGAGAUUGCUAUCAAUAUUACGGGUAACUUCACUUUAGGUGAAAAUUCGACGAUUGUUGCAGGUACUUUUGAUUUAAGUGCCGGAAAUGCAACAUUCAGUGAAGGAUCAUUGAUAAAUACCACUGGGUUAGCUGGUGAUCCGCCAUCUGCUACAAGUGGGUCACCUGUUGGGUUGGAUGGGUCGGGUGGUGGUCAUGGAGGGCGAGGAGCCUGUUGUUUGAUGGAUGAAACGAAGAAUCCCGAGGAUUUUUGGGGUGGAGAUACGUAUUCUUGGUCGUCGUUGCAUAAACCUUGGAGUUAUGGGAGUAAAGGUGGGACUACUAGCAAGGAGGUGGAUUAUGGUGGUGGAGGUGGUGGGAGGGUUCGGCUUCAUGUUAGCCAGUUUCUUGUGGUUAAUGCGCAGGUUUUGGCUGAUGGCGGCGAGGGGGGUAACAAAGGUGGUGGUGGUUCUGGUGGGAGCAUUCACAUUACUGCUUACAAGAUGUCGGGAGAUGGUAUUGUAAGUGCAUGUGGGGGUAAUGGUUUUGGUGGUGGAGGCGGCGGGAGAGUUUCCAUAGAUGUUUUCAGUUGGCAUGAUGAGCCAAAAACUUUUGCUUAUGGAGGUAUUAGUUACGGAUGUUCAGACAAUUCAGGUGGAGCUGGGACUCUUUAUGAUGCGGUUCCACGCAGCCUUUUCAUUAAUAAUCACAAUCGCUCUACGGUCACAAACACCUUGUUGAUGGAUUUUCCUAAUCAGCCUCUUUGGACUAAUGUAUAUGUUCGAAAUCAGGCAAAGGCAUCAGUUCCAUUGCUUUGGAGUCGGGUUCAGGUUCAAGGUCAAAUUAAAUUGGAGGCUGGUGGAGAAUUGAGCUUUGGGCUGGCACAUUAUGCUACAUCAGAGUUUGAGCUGAUGGCUGAGGAAUUAUUAAUGAGUUAUUCAGUGAUUAAGGUUUAUGGAGCACUUCGUAUGUCGGUGAAAAUGUUUUUGAUGUGGAACUCUCAAUUACUAGUAGAUGGUGGAGGAGAUGUUGCCGUUGCGACCUCCUUGCUGGAGGCUAGUAAUCUGCUGGUUCUAAGGGAGUCAUCCUCCAUACAUUCUAAUGCUAACUUGGGAGUUUAUGGACAAGGUCUGUUGAAUUUAACGGGCUCUGGUGAUUUUAUUGAGGCACAACGUUUGGUUCUAUCAUUAUUUUAUGGCAUCCAUAUUGGACCUGGGUCAAUUCUGCGAGGUCCACUAAAGAGUGUAAAUAAAGAUGACAUGACACCUAAUCUUUACUGUGAUCGUGAUGACUGCCCUGUGGAACUGCUGCAUCCUCCCGAUGAUUGCAGCGUCAAUUCUUCGCUGUCUUUUACUCUGCAGGUGUGCAGAGUUGAAGAUGUCAUAGUUGAAGGCACAAUAGAAGGAUCUGUUGUUCAUUUUCAUAGAGCAAGGACUGUUGAUGUGCUACCAUCUGGAACCAUUAAUGCAUCUGGAUUGGGCUGCAAAGGUGGGAUAGGGAGAGGAAAUCUUCUCAGUGACGGGAUUGGUGGGGGUGGCGGUCAUGGUGGCAAUGGUGGGGCUGGAUGUCGUGGUGAUAUUUGCGUUCAGGGUGGCGUAUCUUAUGGAAGUAAAUAUUUGCCCUGUGAACUUGGUAGUGGAAGUGGAAAUGACAGUUUAGUUGAUUCCACUAUUGGUGGUGGUAUUGUUGUCAUGGGUUCCAUGGAGCAUCCUUUGUCCAGCCUGUCUGUUGAGGGCUCACUAAGAGCUGAUGGAGGGAGUUAUCAAGAUGGAAGUACCAAAGAUAAUGCUGUCUUUAACAGCCUUACUGGAGGUCUUGGAGGUGGAUCCGGUGGCACCAUUUUAUUAUUCUUAAAGACAGUGACUAUAGGCGAUAAUGCCACUCUUUCUAGUCUAGGUGGGAAUGGUGGUCCACGGGGUGGUGGUGGUGGUGCUGGAGGCAGGGUGCAUUUUCACUGGUCUGAAAUUCCUACUGGUGACCUUUAUCAGCCAAUUGCAAGUGUUAGAGGAAGAAUCGUCACGGGGGGAGGAUUGGGCGGUGAUGAAGGUGGUGCUGGAGAAAAUGGUACAGUUACGGGAAAAGCUUGUCCGAAAGGUCUUUUUGGCACCUUUUGCAAGGAAUGCCCCCCUGGGACAUAUAAAACUGUCAUUGGAUCUGAUAAAUCCCUCUGCAAUCAUUGCCCCCCACUGGAGCUUCCUCGUCGCACUGUUUACCUUAGUGUCAGAGGUGGCGUUACUGAAGCUCCAUGUCCUUACAAAUGUAUUUCAGACAGAUAUCAUAUGCCGCACUGCUAUACGGCCCUUGAAGAAUUAAUUUAUACAUUUGGAGGGCCUUGGUGGUUUGGUCUUAUUUUAGUGGGCCUCUUAUUCUUGUUAGCUCUUGUGCUCAGUGUAGCACGUAUGAGAUUUGUUGCGGUUGAUGAAUUACCUGGUCCAGCUCCAACUCAACAUGGCUCUCAAAUUGACCACUCCUUUCCAUUCUUGGAAUCGCUUAAUGAGGUCUUGGAAACAAAUAGAGCUGAGGGAUCUCAGAGCCAUGUUCAUAGGAUGUAUUUUAUGGGCCCAAACACAUUUGCUGAACCUUGGCACCUCCCUCACUCUCCACCAGACCAGUUAAAAGAGAUUGUGUAUGAGGGUGCUUUUAAUAAUUUUGUGGAUGAGGUUAAUCUUCUAACAACGUAUCAGUGGUGGGAGGGAUCAGUGUAUAGUAUACUUGGUGUUUUAGCAUAUCCAUUGGCUUGGUCUUGGCUGCAGUGGCGCCGCAGGAUUAAAUUACAGCGACUCCGUGAAUUUGUUCGAUCUGAAUAUGACCAUGCGUGCUUACGAUCUUGUCGUUCACGUGCUCUUUAUGAGGGGAUAAAGGUUGCUGCUACUCCUGAUCUGAUGCUGGCGUAUGUCGAUUUUUUCCUUGGUGGUGAUGAGAAUAGGAAUGAUCUCCCUGCUCGUCUACUUCAAAGGCUUCCUUUGGCUAUUCAUUUUAGUGGUGAUGGAAGUUACAUGGCACCCUUCACUCUUCACAGUGAUAAUAUUCUUACUAGCCUUAUGAGUCAGUCUGUUCCACCAACAACUUGGUAUCGUUUGGUUGCUGGUCUUAAUGCACAUCUACGGUUGGUUCGUCGUGGAUGCUUACGAAAAACAUUUCGACCUGUCUUGAGGUGGCUUGAUAGUCAUGCUAACCCUGUACUGAAGAGUUAUGAACUACGUAUUGACCUAGCUUGGUUUCAAGCAACAACUUCUGGUUAUUGUCAAUAUGGUCUCUUGGUCUAUGCGCUUGAUGAGAACAUUGAGCUAUUAACUGAAUGUCAAGAUGGAAGAAUGCAAGUUGAUCAGCAUUCCAGAGGAAAUUCGUCAUGCUACCAUCGGGAAGAUGGCCUCUUAGACCAUGGCAAUAAAAGAAGUGAAUAUUUAAUGGGGCAGAAAAGGUCGAAAGGAGGAAUUCUAGACAUAAAUAAUAUACAAAGUCUGGAGGAAAAGAGAGAUUUUUUCUUCCCCUUCUCUCUUAUCCUUCACAACACAAAGCCUGUAGGGCACCAGGACCUUGUUGGACUGAUCAUUUCUAUAUUAUUACUGGGGGAUUUCAGUCUAGUACUUCUUACCUUACUUCAGCUGUUUUCAGUAUCAAUGAUGAAUGUUCUCCUUGUUUUAUUUAUAUUACCACUGGGUAUACUUCUUCCAUUUCCCGCUUGAAUCAAUGCUUUGUUCAGCCACGGUCCUCGGCGUUCAGCUGGCCUUGCACGUCUGUACGCUCUGUGGAACAUCAUCUCUUUGGUCAAUGUUGUGGUAGCUUUCAUUUGUGGUUAUAUACACUACAAGUCCCAAGCAUCACGAAGUAAAAUAAUACCUUAUUUGCAGCCCUGGGGCAUGGAUGAAAGUGAAUGGUGGAUUUUUCCAGUGGGGCUGCUUUUGUGUAAAUGUCUUCAGUCUCGAUUGAUAAAUUGGCACGUUGCAAACUUGGAGAUACAAGAUCGCUCGUUGUAUAGUUCUGACUUUGACGUAUUUUGGCAGUCGUAAGUCAUAACAUGAUCUUUCUUAGUGUCCCUUGCCCCAGAGUAUUUAGGUUUUUUGUAUGUUGCUCUUGGGCGCGUAGAUGAGAGGAACAAAGGAAGUGAAGGCGAAAAAGAAAAACAACACAAGAAAUUAUUAGGCUUAGGGUAAAAUGUCAUUAUUUUGUGUAGCUGAUCCGUUGUGUAGCCCUAUGUAUCUCAUUUCGUAUAUAAUAGGUACAUAUUUAUCAUGCUUCAUGUAUUAUUCUUUCUGACAGAGUAUUGGAUAAUUAACAAAUUUAUCACACUUAACAAGCAAAUUACUCCAUUUGUAUGCAA